Molecule: messenger RNA, 1189 nt
Organism: Manis pentadactyla (Chinese pangolin)
Lineage: Eukaryota; Metazoa; Chordata; Mammalia; Pholidota; Manidae
Gene: TBPL2
Product: TATA-box binding protein like 2
Exons: 7
Coding region: 1-1041 (346 amino acids)
Biological process (GO): DNA-templated transcription initiation
Molecular function (GO): DNA binding; RNA polymerase II general transcription initiation factor activity
Source: RefSeq, a predicted model, not a curated record
AUGGAGGAGAUGAAGUACCUGGAGCUCUACCUGGACCGGUGCGCCCACCAGGAUGAUCUCGCCCCAGCCCCACCUGGGUCACCCCUGCUCAGCCUAGUUGGGCUUGAUAAUGUGCACAAACCUAAUUCAUCCAAUCCAGAGACUGUGUUUAAUUCACAUCUUGAAGAAGUCAAAGAGACAUCUGGCAGUUUCUCAUCUGUGGAAGUCUGUAGCUUCCUACCAGAUGAACUUACCCAAGAAAAUAAAGACCAGGCUGUCAUUAGAAGCAAGCGUGAAAUUGAAGAAAAUUGUAAAAUUCAAAAUCAGCCAAGUAGAUUGCGGUUACCCAGCAAACAGGAUAUUGGCCUGGGCUUAUUAAACAGCAGCAGUUUGUCAAAUUGCUGUUCACAUCUGCGCCCUACCAAUGGUGACUCAGUCCCGCCCUCUCCUGAGAAACCAAGCUCUUUGCCUCUGGCAUCCAUAACUCCCAUGACACCAAUGACCCCUGUUUCCGAAUGUUCUGGAAUUGUGCCUCAACUACAGAAUAUAGUUUCCACUGUAAAUCUGGCCUGUAAAUUGGAUCUGAAGAAAAUAGCUUUGCAUGCAAAAAAUGCAGAAUAUAACCCAAAGAGGUUUGCUGCUGUCAUAAUGAGGAUCCGAGAGCCCAGGACAACAGCCCUCAUAUUUAGCUCUGGGAAGAUGGUCUGCACAGGAGCCAAGAGUGAAGACCAGUCUCGACUUGCAGCCAGAAAGUAUGCUCGUGUGGUGCAGAAGCUCGGGUUCCCUGCCAGAUUCCUUGAUUUUAAAAUUCAGAACAUGGUUGGAAGCUGUGAUGUGAGAUUUCCAAUCAGGCUGGAAGGUUUGGUGCUAACUCAUCAGCAGUUCAGUAGUUAUGAACCUGAACUGUUUCCUGGCCUUAUUUAUAGAAUGGUAAAACCACGAAUUGUAUUGCUUAUCUUUGUAUCUGGAAAAGUUGUGUUGACAGGUGCCAAAGAACGUUCUGAGAUCUAUGAAGCAUUUGAAAACAUCUAUCCUAUUCUAAAGGGUUUUAAAAAAGCCUGAGUGUAUUUGUAUCAUUCAACAUCUCACAGUAUAUUGGUUUGAAUAUGUGCAUAAGCCCAGCAUAGAAACAGCUGGACCGUAGAUGUUCCAUGUACAUUUUAACUGUACUUAUUAAAGAGUGAUUCUAUGUGAGUAUGUCUAAGAAGUG